GUCCCCGGCCACGCCGAUGACUACUGCAAACUGCGGCGCCCACGACGAGUUCGACUUCAAGCUCAUCUUCGGGGAGGACGGGCAGCCGCCGCCGCCCCCUCCCCCGGGGCCCGCAGAUACUGAACCAGCUGACUGUGCAUCCAUUUACAUCUUUAAUGUAGAUCAAUCUCCAUCAACUGUAAACCAGCCAAUUUGUAUUCCUCACCAUGGAUUACAGUCUCACACCUCCGUUUUGUCACCACCUCUUCAGCUGCAAGGUCACAAAAACUAUGAAGGAAUUUGUGAGAUUCCUGAAUCUAAGUAUAGUCCACUAGGUGGUCCCAAACCCUUUGAAUGCCCUAGUAUUCAAAUUACAUCCAUUUCUCCCAGCUGUCAUCAAGGAAUAGAUGCUCAUGAAGAUGGACUGCACACAAAUGGCUCAGAAGGUGAUUCUUUGGAAAGACCUUCUAGGGAUCACCUCUAUCUUCCUCUUGAGCCAUCGUACAGAGACUCAUCCCUCAGUCCAAGCCCAGCCAGCAGCAUCUCUUCCAGGAGCUGGUUCUCAGAUGCUUCUUCUUGUGAGUCUGUCUCUCAUGUUUAUGAUGAUGUGGAGUCUGAGCUCAACGAAGCUGCUGCCCGAUUUACACUUGGGUCUCCGUUAGCUUCUCCUGGUGGUUCUCCAAGAGGUUGUCCUGGUGACGAAUCUUGGCAACAACAGUAUGGAUUUGGACACUCGUUAUCGCCUAGACAGUCUCCUUGUCAUUCUCCUAGAACUAGUAUCACUGAUGAAAAUUGGCUUAGCCCUAGACCAACAUCCAGACCUUCAUCAAGACCUACCUCCCCAUGUGGGAAGCGACGACACUCCAGUGCUGAGAUUUGUUACGCUGGUUCACUCUCACCUCAUCAUUCACCAACUCACUCUCCUGGUCACUCUCCCAGGGGGAGUAUAACAGAAGACACAUGGCUAAGUACUUCUCUCCAUGGUGUGCAGAGCCUGAGUCCUGCACACUUUUCGUUUCAGUGCUGUGUAGAGACUGACAUCCCUCUAAAAACAAGAAAGACUUCUGAGGAUCAAACUGCCACUUUGCCAGGAAAAAUAGAUGUUUGUUCAGAUGACCAAGGAAAUUUAUCACCAUCCCUAGAGACUACCAUAGAUGAUAGCCCUGGGUCUCAGCAUCCUUUAAAGAAAGAUUUGUCUAGUGACCAAUUUCUCUCAGUUCCUUCGCACUUUACCUGGAAUAAACCAAAGCCUGGCCAUACCCCCAUAUUUCGCACAUCCUCAUUGCCUCCUCUAGACUGGCCUUUACCAACUCAUUUUGGACAAUGUGAACUGAAAAUAGAAGUACAACCUAAAACCCAUCAUCGAGCCCACUAUGAAACUGAAGGGAGCCGUGGUGCAGUAAAAGCAUCUACUGGAGGACAUCCUGUUGUGAAGCUCCUGGGCUAUAAUGAAAAACCAAUAAAUCUACAGAUGUUCAUUGGAACAGCUGAUGAUCGCUACCUACGACCACAUGCGUUCUAUCAGGUGCACCGAAUCACUGGGAAGACUGUUGCUACUGCUAGCCAAGAAAUAAUAAUUGCCAGCACAAAAGUUUUAGAAAUUCCACUUCUUCCUGAAAAUAAUAUGUCAGCCAGUAUUGAUUGUGCAGGUAUUUUAAAACUUCGCAAUUCAGAUAUAGAACUUCGAAAAGGAGAGACUGAUAUUGGCAGAAAGAAUACUAGAGUGCGUCUUGUCUUUCGUGCACACAUACCCCAGCCUAAUGGAAAAGUCUUAUCUCUGCAGACUGCUUCCAUACCUGUUGAAUGCUCACAGCGAUCUGCUCAAGAACUCCCUCAGAUUGAGAAGUACAGUAUCAACAGUUGUCCAGUAAAUGGAGGUCAUGAAAUGGUGGUGACUGGAUCAAAUUUUCUUCCAGAAUCUAAAAUCAUCUUUAUUGAAAAAGGCCAAGAUGGACGUCCUCAGUGGGAAGUAGAAGGAAAAAUAAUUAGGGAAAAGUGUCAAGGGGCGAACAUUGUCCUUGAAGUUCCUCCAUACCAUAACAGAACAGUUAAAGCUGCGGUGCAGGUGCAGUUUUAUCUUUGUAAUGGCAAGAGGAAAAAAAGCCAGUCUCAACGUUUUACUUACACACCAGUUUUGAUGAAACAAGAGCAUAGAGAAGAGAUGGAUUUGUCUUCAGUUCCGUCUUUGUCUGUGCCUCAGAGUGGCAAUGUUCAAGGCUUACGUACUGUCCAGACACCAUCGCCUUCCUCAGAUCCAGGGCAACCACAUGACAGUUUAUUGCCUAGAAGUCUUGUUUGUCCCAUCCAGCAACCAUAUACAUCACUGGUGACCUCCUCAGCAUCCCAUCUGUCCCAUAUGCAAAGUAGGAACAUUAGUCCUGGUGAAGAAUGUCAUGUGAUGCCUUCUGUGCUACAUCAGUCUUUUCAAGCCACAUCAGCACCUCCUGUGAGGUCUUCCUACCAGCCUAUGCAAACUAAUGUUAUGUACAAUGGACAGACUUGUCUUCCCAUUAAUGCUGCCUCUAGUCAAGGAUUUGAUGCAAAUUCAUUUCAACAAGAUACAGCUGUACCUAAUUUAAUAAGUCUUAGCUGUCAACCUCUGCCACCAAUACAAUUUCAUUCUUCAAAUUCAGGGUCAUUGUCAACAUCUGCUCCAGGAGCAGGACAUCCCUUAGUACAUACAGCUCAUUCAGGGCAGUCACUGCCUCAGCUGCAGCCAGUGGGAUACCAUUGUUCAAACAUCGGACAGGGUCCUGUUACUUCUACAACAAGCCAGUCCUUGGGACAGCCUUCCCCUCAGUUACAACUAGGAACAUACCAUACUUCAAACCCUGGAUCUACUACAGCUUCCUCACCAACAGCCUCUCAUCCCUUGGUCCAUUCACCACUAUCUGGACCCCCAUCUCCUCAGUUACAGCCUAUGCCUUAUCAGUCUCCGAGCUCAGGACCUGCUUCAUCCCCAUCUCCAACCACCAUAACUCACUCUGGACAACCUUCACCUCAAGCACACAAUCCUGGAGUGGGAGGUAUUUCUGUAUCUUCAUCAUUAGUAUGUCAGCAUAGAUGUGAUUCAUCUUCAUUUUCACCUGAUGGAGCAGCAAUGAACAUUAAACCUGAACCUGAAGAUCAGGAAUUGAAUUUUGAAACCAUUGGUCUCCAGGAUAUCACGUUAGAUGAUGUGAAUGAGAUCAUAGGAAGAGAUAUGUCCCAGAUAUCAGUUUCAUGCGGAGCAGCAGUGACAAUUCAGCCUCGUCCUGAGGUCGCGGACUCGCUGGAUUCAGGAAUAUCAGAUGGAGUCUAGGAAUGGUGACCCUUGCAACUAGAUGUUUGUUAACACCAGUGCAUUUCGCUGAAUAACUCUUGUCUACCACCUCUUCUUUGACCUAUUGUGCUUCCAAUUCUGUGGCCUUCAUGAACUGGAACUGUGUAUUCUUUGCAUUGCCCCUUUUGUGGGUGCCAUUUUUUGACACAGGGGCAGCAUUUCUAAAUCUUAGUCCUUGGACAGUGUAUAAAUGAACUUUGUAAAAAUGAAAACAAGUAACAUAGGAUAUUUGGGCUAUUUAAAAGUGAACUUUGCUUUUUCUGCAUUUAAAGAGAAUUCUUUUGUAUUAGGGGUGCUUUAAAAGUAUGGAUGGUGUGCUCUGAUAAUCCCAAGCUGCCCUGAAUUUGAAGAUCGAAUCCGCCUUAUAUAUGCAGCUUUUUUUUAGGCAAUCUUCAUAGAAUAGUUAGGAAUUGUUCCUACUGCUUCUUGUCAGUAGAAAGACCUUCCAGCUUUGAUUUAAGAAGAGAACUUUGAAAAUAAAACCUUCCAGGGGCAAAGAGACCCACCAGCUAAAGCCUCUGCAUAAAAAUGACGUCGUGGGGGAUGUUGUAGAUUGAUAGGAAGGAAAACGAAAUGUAGCUCUGCACUUCUUUAUAAAUGUAAAGUGUUGUUUGAUAAAUUGAGAAGAGACCAUUCCAUCACUGCAGGUGUUGGGAUAGAAAUGACAUUCCAAAAUGCAAACUUUUUGUAACUUUACAGGUAAUCUUCCAUAUUCUUCUUACACAGGCUCCAUACUGAAAUUGUUUUCCUUAUUCAGAGCUUCUCUUGGAGAGCUUACAUUGACAAUCCUAUAUGAAAGUUGAGAUUUUAACUGAAAUUCUCUCAUUUUCAGACACUUUUUCUUAAGAGAAAAUAGGGAAGUAUUUGCAGAUGCUUUCUUGGUCUGUUCUUGCUAAAAUUCUUCUUUGCAAUUCACUCCUCUCCAGAGACUCCUAGUUUUCUGUAAGUUAGGCUGCACAGAAAUUCUGAUUCUGAUUUUAGGGGUUUCUUGGUGUUGACUUCAGGUUCCUCUCCUAAGGACUUAUCUAGAGGCAGUUGGGAUCACCCCACCUUUAAAUUCAAGUGUAAAAGUUGUAUUGGUAAGAGCAUGGAAAGCAUGAGAAUAAUAGGGUAAGAACUAUUUCAGAUAAAUUAGGACAAAACAAUUAAACUGUUGCCUCCUAGAAGAAUCUAAGGGGAGAUGAAUCUCUGUCAGGGGCUGCCACACAGGCUUGAAAUGGGUUUUUUUUACUUCUGUAUUCUGAACUAAUUCUAACAUUAUUUCCAUCUAUGUUAAUCACUUAAGUUUUGGUUUUUUUUUUAAUAAAUCUAAGGGGUUUUUUCUUUGGGGUGGGAAUAGUAGCUGGUUUUUGUAAACUUCACCCUUGAUAGGACAAAAUAAACAAUUUUUUAAAAACUUUCUCAGUUUUUUCCAGGUGGCAGGCACAUUGUAAAGUUAGCUUUAUCUAAGUAGGAGAACACUGUUUGGGACUCAGUUGUGUUCCCAGGGUAUUUAGUUGCCAUGGAAUGUAUUGUAAGUCAUCUUCCACUCUUAAGUAAGUGCAGCUUUAUGCAGGGAAAUUGUUUCUGCUGUGGCUGACUUUAUUUGGGGUGAUUGUCACUAACUAGUAACCAAGCAUUCUCAAUAAGGAGGCAAAGUAAUCCAUGAAGGGUGACUAGAUCUAACCUGGUGCUGAGUGCACUUUGAGAGAAGGAGACACAACAUUCCUGGGGUUUAAUGUUACAGUUCCUCAGACACUCCCCUCAGCUCUCUUCAGGAUAAAGAAGUUUGUUGUUUUUAAACAUCCUUUGUGAGUGGAAUUUUUUAGAAUGGGCUUGCCAUUCGAGAGGAAUCAUCACAAAUUAACCCAUGGUCAUUGUAGGGGACUUUUUAAAGUUAGUUUUUGUGAUUUCAAGAGUGGUUUGCUUUUUUGGAUGGUUCAGUUUUAUCUUUGAUAAAAGAUACUGUUAACCUUUUCCCUGUUGACCAGCCUGGUCCUAGGAUUCAAGAUGAAAGUCACUGGAGGGACACCCAGCUAGCUGUCUGGACUGUCCCUACCCUGGUCAUGGUUUUGCUUCCUGAAGCGACUCCUAAACCUCACCUACUGUGGGCAAGUUUCAUAACUGUGAAUAAUCUGUCAGGAAGGACCUUUAGUGGGGAUCUGUUGGAGUAAGGAACUUGUUACUCUUAGUGCACAGGGUUCUUUCUAGAGCUCCCAGGCCCAGAAUGUUGCUGGGAACCCUCUUGGUUAACCACUGUAAUAAUCCUAAGGGUUCCUCACCUAUUGAGGCGCUCUGCAGUAGGGCCAGUAUGAAAGCCUGUACAAUCCCAAGUUGCUAUGCACUAAAUUUUCUGAUGCCUUUAAAUACCUUGAUGCCUGUAGACCUACAUAAAAUAAAAAUACAGCUUUGGAUAUUAUGUAAACAUUUUUGUAUCUGCUUUUUAAAAGCUUCAGUGUAAGGGUCUUAAUAUUUUUGUGGCUUGUAUCCUAAAGACUGUUAAAAACCUUGUGCAAUGUAAUGGUGUAAGAAGCACACAACCCUCCAUUGUUGGGCUAUACAAAUGGAGGUCUUCACAGAACCCCAGGAGGGCCUGGUGACGGCCAUGGGGGGGGGGGGAGACAGCUAUUGGGACAUUAGCCACCCUGGAGGGGGGAGGAAGAGGGAAGGCACAAAAUAGGAAGCCCAUGGAUGAUCUGUGCAUUUGACAGGUGGGCUGUGAGGAAUUUUCUGAAAAACAAAUACCCAAAGCGUCCAUUAGCUUUCCCCUGGUAACCUUUUGACCAGGUCAGUGGAACUCCUUGGCAAACCAAAGAAAAAAAAGGGACUGAGGGCGGAGCUGCCCCCAUGCUUUGAAACUAUUUUUGAUAUUCAGAAUGGACGUCAUUCCUUGAGGCUUAGAGAUGGGUCCGCAAACUGUUUUAUAUUUAAAGAAAAGAUUCAUAAAACUGUGCUAGAUUAUGUUUACAGAGCUAUGUAUUGUAAUUUCAUGUACAUUUUGUAUUUCAAACAUUUUGUAAGUUUUAUGAUUGCAGUGCUACUCGCAUAAAACAAAGGGAAGAACUAGUAUUUGAGGCUUUUCAAUCAUAGUGCUGAAAUAAAUGAUGAAAGAUCAAA
Molecule: messenger RNA, 6397 nt
Organism: Vombatus ursinus (common wombat)
Lineage: Eukaryota; Metazoa; Chordata; Mammalia; Diprotodontia; Vombatidae
Gene: NFATC3
Product: nuclear factor of activated T cells 3
Exons: 10
Coding region: 17-3280 (1087 amino acids)
Biological process (GO): regulation of transcription by RNA polymerase II; cytokine production; calcineurin-NFAT signaling cascade
Cellular component (GO): transcription regulator complex
Molecular function (GO): DNA-binding transcription factor activity, RNA polymerase II-specific; RNA polymerase II cis-regulatory region sequence-specific DNA binding; transcription factor binding
Source: RefSeq, a predicted model, not a curated record